Molecule: messenger RNA, 2595 nt
Organism: Heterotrigona itama
Lineage: Eukaryota; Metazoa; Arthropoda; Insecta; Hymenoptera; Apidae
Source: the annotation of a GenBank genome assembly
AUGAUCAAACUGUGGUUAGGCGAAAUUUCCGAAUAUAAUUACGUAUGUACAGUCACUUAUUUGUAUCCGAAAUAUCCUUUUAGCCAAGGAGAGCUGGCGAAGUCUUCGUUGUUGAAGAUAUUUAAUAAUUUUCACCGUCAGCCGCGAAAUUUGCACGAAAUUUAGCCGCGGCUAGAAUCUCGUUUUUCUGCGAUCGCGAGGGACGAGGAUCGAAAGGAAGAUCGGGAGAUGUAUCAGCACGACUCGGAAAGUAAGCGAAAUCCACGAUGAAAAAAGCGAGCGUCAGCGAAACCGGCUGAGCAGCGUCUGUGUGUUCUUUCGAAUUCGCAUAUCCCACUUCUAUCGAGGUCGGUCUUAUCUCCUCGUCAUCUCGAGGAGUUUGCAGAGUCGCGCGUUCAAAGUGUGCCGCGCGGUGCCAGUUGACGACACAAGUAAAACGGACUACCGAGGCUUAGCUUGAAAUUGAAAUGAAUUUGGUUUUGUUAUCAGGAAAUUGCUGCUAUCUUGAUCAGUUUCCAAAGGCACGCGGAAUGGCAAAGUCGGGAGGUAAAGGUACGACCUCGGAGUGGUUCGAUGUUACUGUACUCGAGAAAGAAAGUCCGUUACCGGCGGGACGGUUAUUGCUGGAAGAAACGGAAGGAUGGUAAAACUACACGAGAGGAUCACAUGAAACUGAAGGUCCAAGGAGUCGAGUGCAUCUAUGGCUGUUACGUGCACUCGGCGAUCCUGCCGACGUUUCAUCGGCGUUGUUAUUGGCUACUACAGAAUCCAGACGUCGUCCUCGUUCACUACUUAAACGUUCCUUACCCGGACGGUGAUGCAAAGCUCGCGGCGCUGCCACCGUGUCUCGCACUGCCGCCAGACAAGAAGGAGUGGACGCGAGACGAGCUGGCUUCCCAGCUUAGACCCAUGUUCCUCGGUGGAGAUGACGAUCCUAACAAUCCUCAUCUUACACAACACUCGAAUCAUCCCGUCGACAUGAUAGUUUCUCAACUGUUGGACAGACAGAGAGCAUCUUCCACUUCUUCUACCACCAGCACUCAGCUUGCACCUAGGAGACUAACACCGGACAAUCAGGUUACGGAGCAACAAAUCGUACAGCAGACGAGCGUGGACAGGGAACAACAGACCCAGCAAGACAUCGACGCUCAAGAAAGUAUGGAUCGCUCGGCGGUGCAAUCGUUGCCGAUCGGUGGCACAGGUCCCGAGGUCACCGAUUUCGCCGAGACGUUGGACCUAAGUCAAGAGGAUAUUCAGCGAACGUUAUCCGCGAACAUGGUUCCACCGUCGCCGUCGCCUUCACCGGCAGACAACAGCAUGAUCAAUCCAAUGGAUUUCAUCGACUCGUCGGACGAUGUUCUAGUUAAUUUAGACGCGUUCGACGUGUUCGGUGAUUUACCCGAGCUUCACGAUUUCGAGGCCGAGCAAAGCAAAGCUGAAGAAAGAGGCGGGUCUGACAGUGACGUGGGAUGUCAUCCUGGAACAACCGUCCAUAUUGCGGAGUAUAGCCCGGAGUGGAGUUACACCGAGGGUGGUGUGAAGGUAUUGGUCGCCGGUCCAUGGACUGGUGGGAGUAAUUCUCAAUCUUAUUCGGUGUUGUUCGACGCUGAACCGGUCGAGGCGUGUUUGGUACAGCCAGGAGUGUUGCGAUGUCGUUGCCCGGCUCAUGCUCCGGGAAUAGCGUCUCUUCAGGUCGCGUGUGACGGCUUCGUUGUUUCCGAUAGCGUUGCUUUCGAGUAUCGUCGGGCACCGACCACCGAGCCAAGCCCAGAACGAGCUCUUCUCGAUCGUUUGGCGGAUGUGGAGUCCCGUCUACAAGGACCUGGCCCUCCAUCUCCCGCAGCUCAUCUGGAAGAGCGACUAGUGGCGUAUUGUCAAGUCAGUAUUAGUCUGUCUAAUCCCGCUCUUUCAAUCGACAGUGGUUUACAAAAGUAUUCGAAUGCACGCAAGUGUUCAAAUACUUUCGCGAGUCAUUGUACACACGUGCUUGGUUCUCUGUCUAAAUGGAGAUUACCUGUGUCUCAGGAUGCUGUUGUCCGUCCGUGGCGAGCUGGAGCGGAACCAUUACAAUCCGGUGGCCCUACUCUCUUACAUUUGGCCGCCGGGUUGGGCUACUCCAGGUUAGCCUGUGCGCUCCUUCAUUGGAGAGCGGAAAAUCCUAGUAGCGUGUUAGAUGCCGAAGUCGAUGCCCUGAGGCAGGAUAGUGCCGGUCUUACGCCACUUGCUUGGGCUUGCGCAGCGGGACACGCGGAUACUGCCAGAAUCCUCUAUAGGUUCGUACAUCGUUUUCUUGAAACUCGCACGAGGACGGAGUAUCGCGGAAUUUCACGACACAGUCUGUACUCCGAUUUGUCUGGGAACGUGUUGCGAAUGUCUGUCUAUCUGCACAGAUGGAACGCAAUGGCGCUUCGCGUGAGGGAUUGUCAGAACAGAACAGCGACCGAGUUAGCGGCGGAGAACGGUCACACGGCGAUCGCAGAAGAAUUGAAUCGACUCGAAGCGAGAAGACAAGACGAGAGGCUUUUCUUGCGACCCGCCAGCCCUAGUCCUAGGAGGCCAUCUCAAGACAGCGGUCUCGAUCUGGCGUUGUGUUAG